Magnolia sinica is the source of this 737-nucleotide messenger RNA. Its product is annotated as histone H1-like. The record is from RefSeq and is a predicted model, not a curated record. The coding region runs from base 52 to 618 and encodes 188 amino acids. NCBI's taxonomy places the organism in Eukaryota, Viridiplantae, Streptophyta, Magnoliopsida, Magnoliales, Magnoliaceae. The transcript is spliced from 2 exons. Gene Ontology annotation, biological process: nucleosome assembly; chromosome condensation; negative regulation of DNA recombination. Gene Ontology annotation, molecular function: double-stranded DNA binding; structural constituent of chromatin; nucleosomal DNA binding. Gene Ontology annotation, cellular component: nucleosome; nucleus.
AAUCUUUCUCAAACAUUCCAAUCUACAUCUCUCUCUCUCUCUCUUCCCCCAAUGGCGAAGGAAGCUCUUCCAGCGUCCAACAAGCCCAAGCCCACCUCAGAGAAAAAGACGAAGCUCACAAAGCUCCCCUCACAUCCCCACCCUCCCUACUUUCAGAUGAUUUCAGAAGCAAUCUCCUCUCUCAAAGACAGGACAGGUUCAAGCCAGCCAGCCAUCGCGAAAUACAUGGAAGAGAAGUACAAAUCCAGCCUCCCACCCAACUUCAAGAAGAUCUUGUCCGUCCAAUUGAAGAAGUUCACGAAAUCUGAGAAGCUGAUGAAGGUCAAGAACUCCUACAAGGUCUCUGCUCCUGAUAAGGUGAAGAAGAUUGUUUUGGAUUCUAAAGAGAAGAAGAAAGAGAAGGAGGUGAAAAGGGUAGUUGGGGUGAAAGCAGAGAAGAAGAAGAAGAGCUCUGUCCAACUGCAGUCGGUGGCGAAGAGGACAAAGCGACUGAGUCAGGUUCUGACGCCGAGCGCGUUGAAGAAAAGGAAGGUUGCGACGACAAAGAAGCUUCCAAAGUCCAUCAAAUCUCCAAAGGCAGCAGCAAGGAAGGCUGUAGUAAAGAAGGCGAGGGUUUGAGAAAUUUUUAGGGGGGUGAUUGUACUAACUGCUUGUGUUAGAGGGUGGGUUUUGUAAUUAACGACAUUUCUUUCGUGUUAUCUGUAAUUUCCUUUUUAAGGCUUUGUAGUUGGUGUUGA